Closterium sp. Naga37s-1 is the source of this 1134-nucleotide messenger RNA. The record is from the annotation of a GenBank genome assembly. NCBI's taxonomy places the organism in Eukaryota, Viridiplantae, Streptophyta, Zygnematophyceae, Desmidiales, Closteriaceae.
AUGGACGACAUGCAGGCUCUUGUGUUCGACAACGGAUCCGGCACGGUGAAGGCCGGAGCUGCUGGAGAUGAUAAGCCGCGUGCAGUGUUUCCCACCGUUGUUGGUCUUCCUCGCCAUGAAGGAGUGGCGCUGAUGGGGGGUGAUAAGGAUGCUUACGUUGGUGAUGAAGCCGUGGCCCAGCGUGGAUUGUUGACGCUGAAGUAUUCUAUCGAGCAUGGUUUUGUGACGAGCUGGGACGACAUGGAAAAGGUUUGGAACCACACCUUCUACAAUGAGCUUCAUGUCCAACCAGAGGAGCAUCCGGUGCUUUUGACUGAAGCUCCUCUGAAUCCCAAUUCAAAUCGCGAGAAGAUGACGCAGAUUAUGUUCGAGACUUUCAGCGUGCCGGCGAUGUAUGUCGCCAUUCGGGCCGUGCUCUCCCUAUACGCCAGUGGUCAUACCACUGGCAUUGUUCUGGACUCCGGUUAUGGUGUGUCCCACGCUGUCCCCAUCCACGAGGGUUACGCUCUGCCGGACGCGACUCUCAGUUUGGAUCUUGCCGGAGAUGAUUUGACGCUGUACCUGCUUAAGAUGUUGAGUGAUAGGGGAUACUCCUUCUCCACAUCCGCCGGGAAGGACAUUGUGAGGAAUAUCAAGGAGAGGCUCGCUUACGUUGCUAUUGAUUUCGAGCAGGAGAUGGGGACUGUAGAGGCCUCGUCUACUUUGGAGCAGAGUUAUGAGCUUCCUGAUGGCGAGGUUAUUACUGUCGGUUCUGAGCGAUUUAGGUGCCCAGAAGCGCUCUUCAACCCGUCGCUAGCUGGCAAGGAAGGCUCGGGUAUCCAUGAGAUGUGCUACAACAGCAUCAUCAAGUGUGAUGAAGGUAUCAGGCAGGAUCUGUACAGCAACAUUGUUCUCAGCGGCGGUACCACUUUGAUCCCUGGAAUCGCUGAGCGCGUGACCAAGGAAGUGACUCAGCUGGCUCCAGCCAACUACAUUAAGGUGGUUGCUCCACCUGAACGGAAGUACAGUGCCUGGAUUGGUGGAUCCAUGUAUGCGGCUCUGAGCACCUUCAAGCAGAUGUGUAUUACGAAGAGCGAGUAUGAGGAGGUUGGUCCAUCCAUUGUUAACACGAAGUGCUCCAAGUUGUGUACUUAG